AGCAGCAGCAGCAGCAGCCGUAGCAGCACUCCGUCGCCGUCGCCGCUACGCUAACCAUUCGCCCCCGAGUUUCCCUCACUCCCAAUGUCUCGCGUUCCGUCCUCUACAGCGCCCUUGCCGCCAAUCUACUUCCCAUCUCAAGGCUACCCCUCUGGCGGUGUGCCCGGACAAGUACCUAUGCAACCUCCGCCGGGCUAUCCAGUCGCGACCGCUGGCUACUCUGCCUACGGCCGCGCACCCUCUGGGGGCCUUCCCCCGCCUCAAGGCUACCCACCCGACAGCGGCUACAAUGCGAUUGCCGGGCCCAGCCGUGACCAGUACUCGAACUAUUCCAUGCCCCGCUCUGUGGAUGCAGGCUCCCGCGUCCCAAGCGGCGGCGGCGGAUGGGCCUCCCAGUACCCAGGUCAACCGCAGGGCGGCAAGAAGCUCGAAGACGACCAGGGCCGCCGUGUAUCCAUCGGUGGUUCGGGUGUAACGCCCUCAAUGUCCAUGGCAGGUGGUUAUGACGCCAAGGCGCCCCCGCCUGGCGCAUCGAGCACGGAUGGUGGCACGGCCGGCUCGGGAGGCGCGAGCGGCCAGCAAGGCGGCUCUGGCCAGCAGCCAGGGCCUUCAGAGUUUAUCAAGAAACUCUACAAGAUGCUCGAGGACGAAUCAGAGACGUACGGUCGCGGCAAGCCCGCAGGCGCCCCCCGCUCAAAGGGCGAACGAGGCAGCGUCGGCUGGGGCCGUGGCGGUACCAGCUUCGUCGUCUGGGACAUGAACGAGUUCACGACCAAGGUUCUUCCCCAGACGUUUAGACAUUCAAACUUCUCGUCGUUUGUGCGCCAAUUGAACAAGUAUGGAUUCUCAAAGAUCAAACACGUCGACGAGGAGACGGGUCAAAUCAAGGAGAAUGUCUGGGAGUUUCAACAUCCCAGCUUCCAGGCUGGCGGCAAGGCCGACUUGGAUAGCAUCAAGCGCAAGGCCGUCGUCCCCAAGAAGGCGACUGAAAACUCUGACCCGUCGUCACCUGGCGGUCCCCAUCUCUCGCACCAGGAGGCUGGCCGCGUAGCCGACAUGGAGAACCGCAUCGUCGGUCUCGAGGACAUGUUGUUCAAGACAACCGAACAACUGCGUGAAUCCCGCAACCAGUCUCUGGGCAUGAUGACGCUUUUGCGCGAGGUCCUGGUGCAUCUCGCAGCAGUCGACAAGGAGGCGUCGUCAUCACCAUCAUCUUCACCCAACCCCCAGUCAACUGCCAGAAUCCAGCGCUUGCUUGCGCUGCAUGAGACUGUCACCGGCUCACCUGUCCUCACCCAUCCGCAUCCUGCAUUUCCGAUAAACUCUGCGCCCCCCGCCUUUGGUGCGCCGCCGUUCGCUGGGGGAGGACCACCACCGCCGCCGUUGGAUUUUGGAGUCCCAUUUCCACGCGAGCCUGACACGCCGCUCAAGGGCAACGCGCCUGGGAGUAAUACUAGCCCCUCGCGAGUGCACGUAGCACCGACCCACGGGGCCAAUGCCGCCGCUGCCGCUGCCGCUCUUGGCCCGCAGCAGCGACGCAACACGAUAGAUGGCAGUGACGACGUCAUCGAACUGCCGUCACAGAGCCAGACACUCUUCAACGGUGAACCUCUGUCUAUGACGCCGUCAUUUGCGGACGGUGGUAAUGGGCAAUGGGACACUUCCCCCAACGGUUCGGUCUACAACCGCAAGCCUGGGGAGGGUGGAGCUUCCCUUCGGCUAAUGGUGGACUCGUUUGUCCCCGGCAGCGGCGGGCAGCCCCAGCAGGUCAAUGACGACUCUGAAGCGACUUCGGCUACCAACAAUGGCGCCACCGUCGGCGUGACCGCUACAGUCAUUGCCCCGGCCAAUGGGGAUUCUGAUGCCAACGGGAACAAUGCCAAUGGUACUGGAGCCAAUGGUACCCAGCAGUCGACUACCAACGGCACCCGUGGUGUCACGCGUCGCACCAACAGCGGUACGACGAUCAAGCCGUCCUGGUCUCAAGCGCCAAAGAUUCUCGUCGUUGAGGACGACGUCGUCUACCGCCAGCUCUCAUCAAAGUUCCUCGAGAAGUUUGGCUGCGUUGUCGAGACUGUCGAGAACGCCCAGCAGGGUGUCGAGUUGAUGAACAAGACCAAGUACGACUUGGUUCUCAUGGACAUCUUCUUCGGACCAAGCAUGGACGGCCGCAAGGCGACGUCCCUUAUCCGCCAAUUUGACACGUACACGCCGAUCAUUUCCAUGACGUCGAAUGUGCAGACGAAGGACGUCGACUCGUACCUCAAGUCGGGCAUGAACGACGUGCUCGCGAAACCCUUCACCAAGCUCGGUCUCUUUGGUAUCUUGGACAAGCACCUGUUCCAUCUCAAGGCGCUCCAGCUCAGCACCGAGGUUCCGCGUUUCGGCGUGCCUCCGCUGUCUGACCAGGGUAUUGCCGAUGCCGUUGCGGCUGGCGCUGCGCAGUGGCAGGACGGCAACCAGGACAUUGAGAACCUCGGCGGGAACCCUCUGGCGGGCACUGGGCUCUCGGACGACCAGUAUGCGUUGGUCCUGCAGUCGUGGAUCCAGAACGGCGGCGCCAUGCCCGACAUUGGGCAGAUUAGCGUUGGCCUCGGACCGGGCACGCCUGGGUUUGGCGCGUCGGUCGUGUUCCCCGACACUACCGCGUUCAGCAUUCACGGACGGAAGCGGUCGAUUGAUGCGGUGGAUGACAUUGAGGACGGCAAGCGCCCGCUGCCCGUGGCUGCGGGCACCAUCACGGAAAUGGCGUAAUAUAGAGGUGGAGGAGCGGAGCUUUGUAGUGUGCGUAGUAUAGUAGUAGCAGUAGCAGUACAUAAAUUGUAUCUCUAGUGAUUGCAGCGG
Molecule: messenger RNA, 2844 nt
Organism: Vanrija pseudolonga
Lineage: Eukaryota; Fungi; Basidiomycota; Tremellomycetes; Trichosporonales; Trichosporonaceae
Product: Transcription factor SKN7
Exons: 6
Coding region: 85-2754 (889 amino acids)
Biological process (GO): phosphorelay signal transduction system; regulation of DNA-templated transcription
Molecular function (GO): sequence-specific DNA binding; DNA-binding transcription factor activity
Source: RefSeq, a predicted model, not a curated record